Messenger RNA from Eimeria necatrix, 2295 nucleotides. Its product is annotated as folate/methotrexate transporter FT1, putative. The record is from RefSeq and is a predicted model, not a curated record. The coding region runs from base 1 to 2295 and encodes 764 amino acids. The transcript has 3 exons. Lineage: Eukaryota; Apicomplexa; Conoidasida; Eucoccidiorida; Eimeriidae.
AUGAAUGCAGCCGCACUGCCGGCACCAGAUCUGUCUGAUGCCGUACUUGAACUGGCGGCACUAGAGGACCUGGCAAAAAAUGAAGCGGAGUUGCCCACGGUGGCUCCGGCGCCGGCGAAGUCCUCUUCGGAGGCUGGCGAGGCGGGAGUUGCAGCUGGUUCGCAGAGCCUCUGCGGGCGUUUGUUCCUGCGGCCGUGUCGGUCGCCGGCGCUGUAUUUCCGGCGUUUGCACAUGGAGUUUGGAGUGUCUUUGUUGCUGUGCCUGAUGUCGAACUACUUGUUCUUGAAGGGGGCAGCUUACCACAUGGCGAUCGCGGCGUCGACUCCCGUGUUUCGGGAGGUGCUGAAGCUGCCGGCGGAGCAGCACAGCGUGGCGACGGCGCUGUUCAUGAUUCCCUGGAGCGUGAAGGGGAUUGUGGGUUCGGUUUCGGACUUGUUUGCACUUGGAGGUUACCACAAGCGUUCGUACAUGCUGCUGGCUUCGAGCAGCGGCGUGGUGGGCUCGAUCUUGCUGAUCGCCUCGGCGGGCCGGCUGACGAUGGGCAUCGCAGUCGCGGGUUUCUUUUUGAUAAUGGUGCAGGCGAGCUUCAACGACUUGUUGUGCGAGGGUUCUUACACGCGGAAGAUGGCGGAGAAGCCGCACACGGGGGCCUCGCUGACUUCCUUCGUGUGGCUGUGUUCCUCCGUGGGCACCUUCGCGCAGGCCGUGUGGGUGGGGCCCGUGGUGGACCACCUGCCUUUCCAGGUGGUGUUGGCUCCGUUCAUGCCGCUGUGUGCGCAGCAGUUGAUUCUGCUGGUGUGGCCGUGGCCGUUUCGGCCGUGGAAGUCGCACGCGGGGGUGGUGGGCGAGGCGUACACGCCGAAGCCGGAGCGUUUCAAGGGCGUGCUGCUGCGGGAGCACGGGCGUCUGUUUGCGUGCGCGUUGUGCCUGACGGCGUGCGCGUUUGGGUCGAUGGUGGCGGGUUUGUUGAGCGACCGCAUGCACGUGGUGGGGAUUUGUUACUGGUUUUGUUCGGGAGUGUGCAUAACAGCCACAGUGGCCUGCACAAUGCCCGCGCACCUGGCGAAGCCAGUGCUGUACAUGUUUCUGGGCCGGUGGCUGGUGCCGAACAUCUCCUCGCAGUUCUCCUACUGGCUCCGCGCCGGGCCCGACUGCGUGGCCGACGGCCCCCACUUCAGCUGGAGCUACUUGUUGACUUGGAACGCGUUGGCGCAGUCGGUCUUCGCCUUCGUGGGCGUGGCGCUCUUCCAGCGCUUCGUGUCCCGCUGGACCUUCCGCAGGGCUUUCCUGGUGACCUCCGUGCUGCAGCAGCUGACGAGUUUGCUGGACGUGGCGAUGGUGUUGCGUUGGAACCGGCGAUUGGGCAUUCCUGACAAGGCCUGGUACUUCUGUUCAGCUUCGAUCAUAGAAGAAGUGGCCUCCAUGUGGGCUUUCAUGCCUGGCUGCGUGCUGAUCUCCAGACUCUGUCCCAAAAACAUCGAAAGCACUAUGUACGCAGUGGUCGCGGGGCUGCAGAACUUCGCGCAGUCGAUGGCCAAACUCAGCGGCAACUUCUUGUGCUUCACUUUGCUGGGCGUUCGCACUUUGGCUUCUCCCGGGGGCCCCGCGUGCGACUUUUCGGGGCUGCCGCUGGGCAUAGGGCUGGCCAUGGGGGUUUGUCCUUUGCUGCCGAUUUCCCUCACUUUCUGGCUGGUUCCCAACAUCUUCAUGGACCAGGCGGUCACUGCAGACGCUGCUGCUGCUGCUGCGGACCCCGCAGCAGCAGCAGCAGCAGCGCAGCAGCAGCAACGCGAGCUCACCGACGGCGAGCAGCACGCUGCUGCUGCUGCUGCCAGCACGCAAGUGCCCCCCAGCGGCGAAACCGAAGCAGCAGACGACGCAGACACUUCGCCCGUCUCCAGCGCAGAAGACUCCGCAGAAGCAGCAGCAGCAACCGACGCCACUCCCCCCCCAACCCCAGCUGCAGCAGCAGCAGCAGCAGCAGCAGCAGCAGCAGCGGCAAACGCCGCAGCAGCAGCUUCUCCCCCAGCGGGCGCGCAGACUCGCCCGCAACCGCCAGCUAAAGCGCCAGCAGCAGCAGCAGCAGCAGCUGCUGCUGCUGCAGCUGCGCCGGGCACUGAGGAAGGCAGUGCGGAGAAAAAACGGAAAGCAGCACCAGCAGCAACACCGCGUGCCACUGCAGCAGCAGCAGCAGCAGCACCGUCAACUACGCCUGCAGACGAGAGGGCUGCGGAGGCGGAGACGGACCAGUUGAAACAGCAGCAGCAGCAGCAGCAGCAGCAGCAGCAAGAAUAG